UCCGAUUUAUAGAGAUGGAAACUGAAAUACUCUUCGAUAGAUAAAAAAAAAACUCUCCGAUAUUAAUAGCUAAGGAACACAACUUGGUUAGCGAGCCCGUAGGUGACAAUUGUUGGUUUCUAAUAUCUCACAAGCGAGAGAGAUUUCUGACAAACCAAUUAAUUUAACGCCCGACAACAACAAGAAUAAAACGUAAAAAUAACAAUGUGGAAAUUUAUCAAACGAAACUUUUCACAACUAUCUCUCUUUUAGAACACGUGGGCGAGUCAACGCCCGGCAGUGAUAUUAAUAAUCUCUAUAAGAUUUAAGAGAUAUCAGACUUCCUUGAAGAAGCAAUGACCAUCGCUUGUAUUAUUAAAAAGUAUCGCGACGUCACGAUCGUUCCGAUCGAUUCUAUGCCGUGAUAUAAUAUACCAUGCUUGAUCAUGAAGGGAUGACGAGAAUCGUUCGUCGUACAACCGUCUCGCAUCCCCGACGACACCAAUAAAACCGUCGGUGCCCCCGAUGAUCGUCGCGAUGGGAUUUCCAUCGAACGCGACCGAUCUACCAUUCGAUUACUUGGACUACACCGGGCCGACGAACGCGUCGUCCGUGGGCGCGGAACUGAACUUGCCGUACACCGUCUGCGAGAUCCUGGUCGCGAUUUGCGCUGUCUUCGGCAACGGCCUGGUGAUCAUCGUCUUCGGUAAGGAGCGGAAACUACGAAGACGCACCAACUACUACAUCGUUUCGCUGGCUACGGCUGAUCUUCUGGUUGGACUGUUCGCGAUCCCAUUCGCGAUCCUCGCGAGCAUCGGCCUGCCGACGAAUCUCCACGCCUGCCUCUUCACCGUGUCGGUCCUUGUCGUCCUCUGCACCAUCAGCAUCUUUUGCCUGGUGGCGGUGUCCGUCGAUCGUUACUGGGCGAUACUGUAUCCCAUGGGAUACUCGCGCACUGUACGCACUAAAACUGCCAUAGGUAUAAUAUGCGCAUGCUGGGUAGCGGGCACUCUGGUAGGCUUCUUGCCGCUUUUUGGAUGGAAUGCCGGCGAGAUGAACGAUCACAGGUGCAUCUUCACAAACGUCAUGGACUACGACUACCUCGUGUUCCUGUACUUCGCCACAAUUAUCUUCCCCGCACUGCUGAUCGCGGCUUUCUACGCUCACAUAUAUCGAGUAAUCGUGAAACAGCUACAGCAAAUCGUCACGAUGGAUCCCAGUGAUCCAGGAGGUGGUGGUACCGUUCGCCGUCUCGGCGUCCUUCGUCUCGGUGGCCGCUUGGGCGGUAAUCAUCACCAGACGACGGGAACAAUGCUACGUUGUCUAGGCGCUGCGCGUAAACGGGAAGUCAAGGCCACGCAGAAUCUUUCCCGCAUCGUCGUCUUCUUCAUCGUUUGCUGGUUUCCGCUGUAUACGAUAAACUGCGUGAUGGCCUUCUGCCCGCGGUGCGAGGUUGACGACUUCUUCAUGAAGUUCUGCAUCAUCCUCUCGCACAUCAAUUCAGUCGGCAAUCCGCUCCUUUACGCCUACCACCUCAAGGACUUUCGCAUCGCCCUCAAGAACUUCGUCUGGAGGCUGCUUUUCCCGCAUAGCGAUGUCAAGUCCAGCGUGAUCAGUGUGAUCCACGAUCGGGGUUCCCUCGUCGGUUCGCAGAGGCAGCUUCAGAGGCGAUUCAGCGGCUUUGAUCAACCGAGGAGUCAGAGGCCGAGCUUGCUACGCCAGGUGAUUGAUAGCAACAGAAGAAUGGACGCGUACUCUGAAAGGCGUGUCUCGUUAAUCCCACAGAAAGAAACGCGCCAAAACACUACGGACAUUAGCAUUACAGUCGGAGGUGCGAUUCUAAUGAGCAACUCCACGCCGAUGAACAAAUGGAUGAACGAGAAGGAAUUAGCCAGCGACGGCGACAUCGUCGACCGCGCCGACGAUGCGACCGAUCAUGGAAUUUCCUCCUCGAUGGAACUGCAAACAUACAAGUCGCUGGCACCUCUUCUGCCCGCAGAGGAAGACCGCAUCGAGGAAACGCCGCCCGCAUCGAUCUUCGUUAUCGAGGCUGACGUGGUGAAUCAUGCCUCUCCUGAUCAUCUCCUGGUUCUGGAAGAAUCUCGGGACAGAAUCGACGUAGCGGGUGGCUAGUAGAGUAAUUGCGAGAGAAAAGAACUGGACAUUCUUUAAACGGAACUAAGACAUUUGAAGAUGAAAGACUUUUUUUCUUCAAACUUCCUUGAUGUGUCGAUUUAUUUUAUUAAUUAAUUACUCAUCGAGUGUGCCAUAUAGCUGAUAUCACACGUGUUUUAGUGUAAAUUUAAAUGAAUUAAACAUUAAAAUGGAGCGACAGUAAUACUCUAUUUGAAGCCUCAAACAAAAAGACAAAGCGACAAACGGAGAGUGAUGCGUCUGCGGCUUCCAUUUUUUAUUAUAUAUUGUAAAUAAAAUCUAAGUAGGACAGAUAAGAGAAACUUCUAUCCAGAGCAUCUAAGGAAAAAGGAACGUGUUUCCGAACGGCUGGCGAGGAUAAAAUGCCGUGUGUGGGAUUCACACAGGGAUUGCCAAGAGUGAUGAAUAUACGCAGAGGGGAAAAUAUACUUAAUGUUGUACAAUAGAACAGUGCACAUUGUGAUUAUGUAUCCACGCGUAUUUCCGCAGAACAUUUGCACGAUGCUUGUGCAAUACUCUGCAUAUCGUAAUUGGCAUAACUAGAUGAUCAACAUGCGCCAUUCCUCCCAUUUACUCUCAUACGCGAUAUUUACUAAAUUAUAUGCCCAUACGGCACAC
Mycetomoellerius zeteki is the source of this 2751-nucleotide messenger RNA. RefSeq names its product adenosine receptor A2b. Lineage: Eukaryota; Metazoa; Arthropoda; Insecta; Hymenoptera; Formicidae. Gene Ontology annotation, biological process: G protein-coupled adenosine receptor signaling pathway; adenylate cyclase-activating G protein-coupled receptor signaling pathway. Gene Ontology annotation, molecular function: G protein-coupled receptor activity. The transcript has 4 exons. The record is from RefSeq and is a predicted model, not a curated record. Gene Ontology annotation, cellular component: plasma membrane. Bases 505 to 2112 code for a protein of 535 amino acids.